Racocetra fulgida is the source of this 881-nucleotide messenger RNA. NCBI's taxonomy places the organism in Eukaryota, Fungi, Glomeromycota, Glomeromycetes, Diversisporales, Gigasporaceae. The record is from the annotation of a GenBank genome assembly.
GAUUAAUUAACCCGCAAAACAGUAAUGAUAAUGAGUGUUUUAAAUGGUGUAUAAGUGCAUACCAUACACGAGAGGAAGCAUUAAAAGCUAAUAGAAAGCCACCACAUCUUAAUGAAAUCCGAAGACUUAGACGAAAUGCAGAUAUAGCAAAUUUUAAUAAAAUAAAAUUUCCAGCAACACUACAUGAUAUUGAUAAAUUCGAAGAAAUCAAUCUUAACUAUGCUAUUAAUAUAUUUAGGCCAGUAUAUAAAGAAGUGUUCGGAAAAAUAAAAGUAGAUAUAGACCCAUUACAUAUCUCUGAAAGAAAUUAUCAAGUCGAACAUAUGAUAGAUUUAUUAUAUUUAACAGAAGGUGAGGAAAGUUUAAAUGACCGAAAAAAUCCUAACGAUAUACCUGAAGAACUUAGAACACAUUAUGUACUUAUAACAGAUUUUACUCGAUUAAUGCGUAAGUGGAAUAACCAUCAUGGAAAAAAAUACUUUUGCCGAAAAUGCUUACGAUUUCCAUAUAGUAGAUUAGAUUUAUUACAAGAACAUAUUCUUACAUGUCCAGGUCCAAAUAAAGCUUCGCAACGAUUAAUACUUCCUGAAGAGGCAGUAUCAUAUGGAUAUACAAUACAUUGUUCAGAUGGAACAACACAAAAGCCAGUAAUUAAUCGAGAAUCAGAAAAUAUAAUAAAAGACUUAAUGGAAAAUCUCCAAGAAGAUCUAGAUGUAUUCGAUCCUGAAACUAAAAAAUAUUUGGGUGCUUCACAUAAGAAAUGUCACGGAAAAAAGCCAAUGAUUCAAGGUAAGUUAGAUGAUGAACAAAAGAAAACACAUAAUGCGUAUAAAAAAUGUAUGUAUUGUAAAACUCAAUUGCCUGACGAAGGAAAAAAUAAG